Cyanistes caeruleus (blue tit) is the source of this 541-nucleotide messenger RNA. The record is from RefSeq and is a predicted model, not a curated record. NCBI's taxonomy places the organism in Eukaryota, Metazoa, Chordata, Aves, Passeriformes, Paridae.
AGUCCCGGCGCUGCCCGGUGGCGCCGGGGACUGUGCGCUGCGGUUAAUCUCGGGCUCUGCCGCUGCAGUGGGUCCGGGAGAAGCGACCAUGUCCAUCGCCUCCUCCAACACCUCCAUGAGGGUGCCCGCCGGCUUCCGGAACCUGCUGGAGGGGCUAGCACGAGAAGUGCUGCGGGAGCAGCCCACCAACGUGGUGGCCUUUGCAGCUCAGCACUUCCAAAAGCUGCUGGAGCAGAGAGAGGCUGGUGGCAUUGACCCGGUGGCGUGGGGAGCCAUGCUGGAGGACGACUGUCUCACCUGGCCCCCUUCCCAGGAGGGAGCCUGCACAAAGCUGGACGAGGACAUCCUGGACAUCCCUUUGGACGAUCCUGAUGCCAACGCGGCAGCUGCCAAGAUCCAGGCUAGUUUCCGUGGCCAUAUGACCCGCAAGAAGAUCAAAGGGGGUGAGAUUGAUCGGAAAACCAAGGACGCCGAGUGCGCCAACAGCACCCGCGGCGGCGACCUCCGCAACGGCGACUAGCAACACCACCCCGAGCGCCUC